AUGGAAGAGAAUUCUGAGAGAGCAGUUCCCUUUCGUUCAAAAUGGACGCGACUUAUCGCUGCUGGUUCUGCUGUUGUCGCAAUAAGUACUCUCAUCAGCGUUUCCAUUUUCGUUCCGAACAAGACUGAAAAUGAUGCCCCUUCUACCGACGUCCAGGAAGCAGUGGAAACAGUUAUCUCUAUGGAAAAGCUUCAGCGAGGUCUAGAAUCGCCCUAUAGAUAUGAUUGUGAUUCGCACAAAUGCUCAAACUUGGAUGAUUACGUAUGGGCGCACAACGAAGGAUACUCUUGGGAGAUUUUGGAAACGAACAAAUCCGCCCUUGGUGGAACUACUUAUAUCGUCAACAUGACUAGCCAGUACUGGCUAACGGAGGCUGAAAAUCUAACUCUAAAGAAAGACGAAUACGACCCAGACCUUCAUGGCUCUGGAUUUCUGUACGUUCACUGGGCCUCAAACAAGAAAAACGGCGCAAUCACUUCAGAGGCGUACAAAAUGGCUGAUCAAAUGAUGCACCGAGCGCGAACAACGAAGACGAUCGUCGCAUGCGUCCGACAAGUUCCGAACCAGCCACUGUUUUUUGAAGAUGAUCCACGAAGCGAAGAAUUCCCCAAGGGACGAACUGAAGAUGAUAUAAUUGCAUUCGGCUGGCGGAAAUUCGUUGAAGAGCCAGAACAUAAUCCAGAAUGGCUGGUUCACAUUCCGAUGACCAAAGCAGCUCGAUUGGCGAUGGAUGCUGUCGAUGAAAUUUAUGAAGAAGUCAAGGCUGAUUUCGCACACGGCGAGAGUGUUGGAAAAAUUGAUAAAUUCUGCGUUGGUGGCGGUUCUAAGCGAGGAUGGACGACUUGGUUGAUUGCAUCCGUCGACAAGCGAGUUAAAUGUGCGACUCCGGCGGUGCUCGAUUGCUUAAAUAUGCAGCAGCAGUUUAUUAAUUGGUAUAAGAAUCUUGGGGCGUGGAGUUUCGCACUCGAGCCUUAUUGGUCUGAGAAUCUAACAGAUUAUAUAUACGAUCCUGCCUUCGCAAUGCUACAAGAUGACAUCGACCCUAUCUCCUACGCUGACCGUCUUACGAUGCCGAUUUUGGUCAUUACUGCGACCGGAGAUGAAUUUUUUGCACCAGACGAUUCUUACGAAUACUUUGACAAGCUGGUGGGUGACAAUAAAUAUCUGCGCCUUUUACCAAAUACAGAACAUACCACACGCCAGGGUCUUCUUCAAGUUAUGUCAAGCCCGGAUAGUACACAAGCGAUAAGAGCCCUUUAUCUUCAAACAAUGAAGAAUUACAGACAGCCGAAGGUGACCUGGGAACGCUUUGUACGAGAAAAUGGAAAUUCCGUUGUCAAACUCACCACGGAUGUGACUCCAACUUCUGUUGUUGGAUUCUACGCAGAAUCAAAAAAUGCUACAAGACGGGAUUUCCGAAUGAUAUCUUUGGACCCUGAUUUUGUGGACUGGGAACAGCAAAACGACUCUCAGGAAAAGCAAAAACUGAUUCAUGAGAGCCUUCUCAAAGACGAAUCGAACCCGAUUUACCCGUUCAUGUUCUCAGGUGCCAAAUGGAAAACAUCAAUGGUGCGACACGCGGGUAACAACGAGUACAUUCUGGAAAUUCCGCGAGCUUCUGAAGGAUACAGAGCUGCAAUGAUUCAAGUCUCGUUUCCCGGCCCCGACAACAGAAGCGACUUCACUGUUACAUCCGAAGUUAUGAUCACUCCCGACUCUCGUCCAUUCAAAAUGUGCACAGAUCCCAAUUGUCGAUCAUUCCUUGUUUGA
Messenger RNA from Oikopleura dioica, 1770 nucleotides. The record is from the annotation of a GenBank genome assembly. Lineage: Eukaryota; Metazoa; Chordata; Appendicularia; Copelata; Oikopleuridae.